UCCUCUCAGAGUGUCCAUCUCAAAGAAGCUCAGGGUCUAUGUGGAAGAAAAAUACAGCAAAGUCGGAGUUCGAAAGGGGGGAUUUGUUGUCAUUCAUGUCAUUGAAACAGAUUCUGUGGCUUCAAUGAGAUCCAAGGGGGACAGUGAUAGCUUGUUGCCGAUCCAAGUUUGGGUUGAAAUAGUAAAAGGUUUGAGGGGUGUGAAGCCUCUCUUUGUCAUCCCACAUGAGAAAGUGAGGGAGGAUGUAGAGGAAGUGGUCAGAGAUGACACACAUAUCCUCUUCAUUACCACUCCUGGCCAGCUAGCAGCUCUCGUUGAUGAUGCAAUUGGAGUAAUUGCCACAAACACUGCUGCCCUGCAACUCGCUAAUGCUCGCAACAAACCGAGGCCUUUAAGUUGUGAUUUAAGUAAAAGGUGUGUGAAGGAUAACUAUGGUAUUACUAGCAAUAUAAGCUAA
Molecule: messenger RNA, 457 nt
Organism: Zingiber officinale
Lineage: Eukaryota; Viridiplantae; Streptophyta; Magnoliopsida; Zingiberales; Zingiberaceae
Product: photosynthetic NDH subunit of subcomplex B 1, chloroplastic-like
Exons: 4
Coding region: 125-457 (110 amino acids)
Biological process (GO): photosynthetic electron transport in photosystem I
Cellular component (GO): NAD(P)H dehydrogenase complex (plastoquinone); chloroplast
Source: RefSeq, a predicted model, not a curated record